AUGACAGUUGAACGAAGAUAUCACACAUUAUCUGUCUUAUCAGAUGGAAGAGUAUUAGCUGCUGGUGGAACUAAUGGUGCUGAUGCUCCUCUCAACAGUGCUGAGUUAUAUGAUCCAUUGACAGGGAGUUGGAUAAUAACAGGAAGUAUGAGCACUACACGCUAUUAUCACAGGGCAUCUGUUCUGCCCAAUGGAAAAGUGUUAGUUACAGGUGGACAAACUGCGAGUAAUGUUUUUACGGCUAGCACUGAGUUAUACGACCCGUCAACAGGUAGUUGGACGACAAAAGGAAAGCCAACUACGGUAUCGUCAACAACAUCGACAUCAUCAACAACAACUGCACCACCGACAUGGACGAUUACAGGAAGUAUGACGGUUGCACGAAGAUAUCACACAUUAUCUGUCUUAUCAGAUGGAAGAGUAUUAGCUACUGGUGGAACUAAUGGUGCUGAUGCUCCUCUCAAAAGUGCUGAGUUAUACGAUCCAUUGACAGGGAAUUGGACAAUAACAGGAAGUAUGAGCACUACACGCUAUUAUCACAGGGCAUCUGUUCUGCCCAAUGGAAAAGUGUUAGUUACAGGUGGACAAACUGCGAGUAAUGUUUUUACGGCUAGCACUGAGUUAUACGACCCGUCAACGGGUAAUUGGACGACAAAAGGAAGUAUGAGUUAUCAGAGAAAUCGACAUGCAGCAGCGAUCCUAGCAGAUGGGACAGUGCUAGUUACAGGUGGAUGGAAUGGUGCUGGUAUAAACAGUACUGAGUUAUAUAAUUCAUCAUCAGGCAGUUGGACAAUGAAGGGAAGUUUGACCGCUGGACGAGCAGAACCGGUAAUAUCCAACCUUGCAACGGGACAAGUGUUAGUUGCAGGUGGUCUUGGUGAUGGGAACGCUUUUUACAAGAUCACUCAAACGUACGAUCCAUCCACAGGUAGUUGGACAACAAGAGCCUCUAUGAGCACUAAUCGGUAUUGUGGCACGGCAUCGAUCCUAGCAAAUGGGCAGGUGUUAGUCGUAGGUGGAGAUACUGGUAGUGGAUAUACAAACACAGCUGAAUUAUAUAAUUCGUCAACAGGUAGUUGGACAACAACAGGAGCAAUGUCAUUGGGUCGGGCACUUCACACAGCAUCCACCUUACCAAAUGGGCAGGUGUUAAUUGCAGGUGGAUUUAAUGUUAAUCCUCUUAAUACCGCUGAAUUGUAUAAUCCGUCGACGGGCAAUUGGACAACGACAGCAAGUAUGCAUGUUGCACGGCAAGAUUUUGCGGCAGUCGUCUUACCAAAUGGAAAAGUUUUAGUGGCAGGUGGAUAUACUGGCACUGCUUGUUCAAACACUGCAGAAUUAUAUCAAUAA
Molecule: messenger RNA, 1350 nt
Organism: Adineta ricciae
Lineage: Eukaryota; Metazoa; Rotifera; Eurotatoria; Adinetida; Adinetidae
Source: the annotation of a GenBank genome assembly